Cucurbita maxima (winter squash) is the source of this 551-nucleotide messenger RNA. RefSeq names its product 60S ribosomal protein L37a. Gene Ontology annotation, molecular function: structural constituent of ribosome. Gene Ontology annotation, cellular component: ribosome. The coding region runs from base 82 to 360 and encodes 92 amino acids. NCBI's taxonomy places the organism in Eukaryota, Viridiplantae, Streptophyta, Magnoliopsida, Cucurbitales, Cucurbitaceae. The record is from RefSeq and is a predicted model, not a curated record. The transcript has 5 exons. Gene Ontology annotation, biological process: translation.
GCCGCCACGGCCUUUGUCCAGCCGCGCAGGGAAGUGCCGAAGAUUUCUAGGGUGUCUGAUCUCUCCUGCUAGUUCGCCAAAAUGACAAAGAGAACCAAGAAGGCUGGCAUCGUUGGCAAGUAUGGCACUCGUUAUGGUGCUAGUUUGAGGAAGCAAAUUAAGAAGAUGGAAGUAAGUCAGCACAGCAAGUACUUCUGUGAGUUUUGUGGGAAGUAUGCGGUGAAGAGGAAGGCUGUGGGAAUAUGGGGUUGCAAAGAUUGCGGUAAAGUGAAAGCAGGAGGGGCUUACACGUUGAAUACUGCAAGUGCCGUGACUGUGAGGAGUACCAUAAGAAGGUUGAGGGAGCAGACAGAAAGCUAGAUGAACUACCAGAUUUAUCAUUUCUAUCAAUUGACGAGGAGGCAUGGAGUAAUUUUGUUGAGGUUUAGUCUCUUUAAUUUCGUAUAUUUUUCCCGAAUUUUAACGAAAGUUCUGAAGUUAAAUCAAGCUUGUUGAAUCUAGUUUUGACGAUAUUUAUUUUAGAAUUUGAAUUUUAGUUUAGCAUUAUGAGC